This is a messenger RNA of Coccomyxa subellipsoidea C-169, 2194 nucleotides long. RefSeq lists its product as hypothetical. NCBI's taxonomy places the organism in Eukaryota, Viridiplantae, Chlorophyta, Trebouxiophyceae, Coccomyxaceae. Bases 125 to 2194 code for a protein of 689 amino acids. The transcript has 14 exons. The record is from RefSeq and is a predicted model, not a curated record.
GAUUACCAUUCGAAUACUUUGGAAGCUGGAGAGGGCUGCAGGACCUGGCGAUGGGCUGCAGAUACUGGAUGUAGACAGUCUGGAGCCCUGCACACAAUCUUCCCUCACAAAGUAGCUGAAGGCAAUGCUGAAGCAGGAUUGGGGCAUGGACGGUCCAGGACACUUGCGAUCUCCUGUAUUCAUAGACAAGGUCGGCGAGCGGGAUGUGAUGGAGGAAAUAUAUGCUGCUCCGGAGACGCAAUGGAUGAGGAAUCCUGCUGGUGGACCUCCGUCAAAGGCUGCUGGCGGUCAGACAGCAAAGCCCUCAGGCAAGAGGAAAGCAAUGCCUGGCGGAGUAUACCCUUCCGCAGCGGACCCUCGAAAGAAGGCUGCUUCAAGUUAUGCAUGGACCCCAGCAGCUGGCUCAGAUCCCUGCCAAGCAGGGACAAUCACCCACCAGGCCUCUAACAGCCAGAAGGGGAAAAAGGAGAAGAGCAGUGAUGGCACCACACGCGGGGGCCGUCCAGUGACUUGGUAUGGCGGGGGCGGCAUGAAUCCCCAGGACCUGGUGGGCUUGGGAGUGCCAAAGCUGCGCGCGAUAUUCCUGGAGGUGUUUGGGCAUCACACCGCGUCCAACAACGGCGCCUGGCUGCGCCGGAAGCUGUGCGAGAAGCCGGACGCCACGCGCGGCCGCGGCCGAUCCGCGUCCAUCCGACGGCGAGACGCGGGCGCCGCCAUCUGGACCACCGGCGCCGUCAAAAACAUCACCCAGGCUGAGGCGAAGGUGCUGGUGGAGAAUGGCGCUGCGCUGGCCAACGCGUCGUUCAUCGCGCUGCCGGAGCAGGCAGCUUCGGCCAUUGACGCCGCGUCAGUGGCAGGCUCGCCCUCCGACACACCCUCGGUCACCCCAACCCGCCACCAGCACAAGGUGCUGGCGGUGUCCAAGCCGGUGAAGUUGACCUACAACAGCUGGGGCAAGCCAGCCAAGCGGCCCUCCACCUGCCCUGACCGCCCAGCCACGCGGCGUCCCCUCUCCGAGGCCUUCGACGCGACGGCCGCCGCCACCGCCGCCGCGGCCGCCACAGCCAGGUGGACCGCGGCCACCGCUGGCAAAGUGGGGGGGCCCGGGGAGAGGCCGGAAAUGGUGCGGCGGCUGCUGCAGCGGGGGGACAUAAGCCAUGCUGGAAACUUCAAGGGGCAGCAGGUGGAGGUGUUCUGGCCGCAGGACGCCACCUGGUGGCUCGCGCGCAUCAUCAAACUGAACAGCAAGCAAUGCCAGGUGGUGUAUGAGACUGGGGAGACGGAGGACCUGUGCACAGACGAGCUCAUUCGCGAGGGCAUCAUGUCCGUCGGCUGGGUGCCCGCCGGCAGCCGCCCAGAAUCUGCCGGGCAGCUGUCAGUUGCCGGCAUGAGCCAGGGACGGCAGGAGCAUGGGUCCCCCGCGAGUGUCCAGAGAGGGCCGGGGCAGUCUCCCGCGGCGUCCACUCCUGGCCUGACACCCGAGCUGCGCCAGCUCAUCAAUGCUGACGUGGACGUGCGCCGAGCCGCCAGCCUGGACAACGGCGCCGACAGCUCCGACAUGGACUCCGGCGACAUGGACCGCUUCCACGUGGACCUGGUGCUGAGGAAGCCGCCGUCCCCCAGCCUGUCGCUGGCGCCGCGCAACCUGCGCAAUAUCGGCGCACUCGAUGUGAUCCACUCCGGAUACCGCCCAGCCCCCCACUCCCCCAUCGACCGCGACACCCAGGAGUGGGCAGACAAUCUGCUGCUGACGGCGCGCAAGGCACCGGCCCCGGAGAAGAGGGAACGCUCCGGCAGCCAGGACAGCUCGCGCUGCUCGGCCAGCCCGGUUGGCGCGUCUGCCGGGGCGAUGCGCGGCCCGGCCCCCGGCUCCGGCAUGCAGCGAGUAAUUGCCAACGCCAAAAUCACCAGCGGGGGGCGCAUGCACCCUGCAGCCAAGAGUGCAGGCGCUGGGCAUGCCGUUGACGGCUGGCGCCCGGCAGCGCCGGCCGCGCUAACACUGGAGUACCGCUUUGGAGCCUGCCACAUGCCGCCAGCUGGCGGAUUCGCCAUCGGCCGCGCUCCCGACGCGCCUCCCACUGCGACUGAAGGAUUCACUCUUCACGGCACCCAGUCGGAUCUGAGCACCUUUGAUCUGAAUCUCCUGGACGCCUCCACCCUCUGGAACGAGCCCCUGAACCAGUUUGACUUCUGA